This is a messenger RNA of Hyphopichia burtonii NRRL Y-1933, 3344 nucleotides long. RefSeq names its product DNA-directed DNA polymerase alpha catalytic subunit (gene POL1). The coding region runs from base 53 to 3220 and encodes 1055 amino acids. Gene Ontology annotation, biological process: DNA replication; leading strand elongation; lagging strand elongation. The transcript has a single exon. The record is from RefSeq and is a predicted model, not a curated record. Gene Ontology annotation, cellular component: alpha DNA polymerase:primase complex. Gene Ontology annotation, molecular function: DNA replication origin binding; single-stranded DNA binding; DNA-directed DNA polymerase activity. Lineage: Eukaryota; Fungi; Ascomycota; Pichiomycetes; Serinales; Debaryomycetaceae.
AUUGCUUUUGCAACAAUAUGGUUUAGAGAAACUUAGAGCUAAACCAGAAAAAAUGAAAUAUGCUUUUGAGCUUCCAGGUAUUCCUAAAGAGACUGAAUAUUUGAAAGUUUUAAUGCCCUAUAAUACUCCCCGUAAUAAAAAUCUUAUUAUGCCAGCUGACUUAAAAGGUGAAACGUUUAAUCAUAUAUUUGGUACCAAUGCUAACUUAUUCGAAUCAUUUGUUCUUCAAAGAAAUAUAAUGGGUCCCUGCUGGUUAGAGAUUCUGUCUCCUGAUUUCGAUGGUCUUAGAAAUGCAACUCAUUGUCAGGUUGAGGUUGCUGUUGACUCUCCAAGUCUUAUAAAGCCAAUCACCAAUGUUAACAUUCCAGCUCCACAUUUAACGGUCACUUCCAUUUCUGUCCAAACUGUCAUGGAUGCAAAAAACAGUAAACAGGAAGUUGCUGCUAUUUCGCUUGCCACUUACCGUAACAUUCCUCAAGAUACCCCAAUUGAUGAAAAUACUGAACCUACUGAAUCUCUCACAUUGGCUAGACCAGUUGGUGGAGCUACCUACUUCCCACCAGGUUUGCAACAAUUGGGUCAAAAACAAGGUAUGAAUUUGAAAACUUUGCCAAAUGAGAAAGUAUUAUUGAAUGGUUUAAAUGCUUUUAUCAAGUCUACGGAUCCUGAUGUUUUCAUUGGUCAUAGAUUGGAAAAUAUAUCAUUAGAUGUUUUGGUCCAUAGAAUGUACGACCUUAAAGUUCCAACAUGGUCAUCAUUGGGUCGUCGUAACAGAAAGACCUGGCCUGAUAGAUUUGGCCGUUCAAGUGGUGGAUUUAAUAACAGUUUACAAAUUCGUGAAAUUUUCCAAGGUAGAUUAUUAUGUGAUAUUGCUAAUGAAAUGGGUCAAUCAUUAACUCCUAAAUGUCAAUCUUGGGAUUUACCUGAAAUGUAUGAUGUCGUUUGCCACAAGAAACAUACUGCUUUAGAAAUUAAUUAUCAAACACCAAGUUUUUCUGAAGAUGCUUCUUUAUUUCUCAUGGCUUUGAAUGAAAAUGACUUUAAUGCUAAAAUCACUGCAGAAAUAUCAUUUUCUACCCAAAUUCUUUCAUUAUCAAAACAAUUGACCAACUUGGCCGGUAAUGCUUGGUCACAUACUUUGAGUGGUACAAGAGCUGGUCGUAACGAAUUCAUUUUGCUUCAUGAAUUCAAAAGAAACAAUUAUAUUGUUCCCGAUAAAGAGGAUAGAUAUCAUAAAAAUUCUCAACAACAGCAAAACAAACUUGAAUCAAGUGAAGAUGAUGCAACUACUGUAACUUCUAACAAGAAACCUAAGUUUCAAGGUGGUCUCGUUUUUGAGCCAGAAAAGGGUUUGCACAAAAAUUAUAUUUUGGUUAUGGAUUUCAAUUCUUUAUAUCCAAGUAUUAUUCAAGAAUUCAAUAUUUGUUUUACUACUGUUGAUCGAGAUGAUUUUAAUGUUUCCCAUGAUGAAGAUAAAGACUUACCAAUCAUUCCAGAUAGGGACUCUUCUCAAGGUGUGUUACCCAGAUUAUUAAACACUUUAGUUACUCGUCGUCGUGAAGUUAAAAAAUUAUUAAAAGAUCCAAAGAACUCUCCUGUUGAAAAAGCACAAUUUGAUAUCAAACAGCAAGCUUUAAAGUUAACUGCAAAUUCUAUGUAUGGUUGUUUGGGUUAUGUGAAUUCCAGGUUUUAUGCCAAACCAUUGGCUAUGUUGGUUACAAAUAAAGGUAGAGAGAUCUUAAUGGACACUAGACAAUUAGCCGAGUCUAUUGGUUUAAGAGUUGUUUAUGGUGAUACAGAUUCUGUCAUGAUUGAUACCGGUGUCGAUAAUUUGAAAGAAGCUUUGAAAAUUGGUGAGGAGUUUAAAGUUCAAGUAAAUGAACGUUAUAGAUUAUUGGAAAUUGAUACUGAUAAUGUUUUCAAAAGAUUAUUAUUACAUGCAAAGAAAAAGUAUGCUGCAAUGAACGUUUCUAUUGAUAAAAAAACUGGACAAGAGCUUACGGCUUUAGAAGUUAAAGGUUUGGAUAUGAGACGUCGUGAGUAUUGUCAGUUAUCCAAAGAUAUUUCUACUUUUGUUUUACAAAAACUCUUAUCUGACACUGAUCCAGAGCAAGCUUUGGGGGAAGUUUAUGAUUAUUUGGAAGAAACAACACAAAAGAUUAAAAAUAAUGAAAUACCAAUUGAUAGGUAUAAAGUUAACACCAGAUUAUCCAAGGACCCAAGCAAUUAUCCAAAUGGUAAGUCCAUGCCACCGGUACAAGUUGCAUUUAGAUUGAGGUCUCAAGGGAAAGUGAUUAAAGCUGGAUCAGUUAUUACUUUUGUCAUUACUGCUGCCAAUGAUGAAAAUGAGACUAAAGAAUCUUCACCAGCCGACCGAGCAAGAGCUAUUACUGAAGUGCUCGCAAAGAACUCGAAUUAUAAACCUGAUGCCAACUAUUACCUAGAAAAACAAAUAUUUGCACCCGUUGAAAGAUUGCUCGAAAGAAUUGAGGGUAUUGACAUGGUUAGAGUUGCUAAAUGCUUGGGAAUCGAUACAAAGAAAUAUAUAUUAAGAGUUAAAAACAACGAGUCUGCCAAUGGUGAAAUUGUGCCUUUAGAAUCAAAUAUCACCGAUAUAGAAAGAUUCAGAUUGUCUAGUUAUCUAAUCAUGAAUUGUAAAUGUGGUCAUAAGUUUAGAUUCGGUGGUAUACUUGCAUCUAAUGACUAUAAAGUUACAUUCAAUGGUAUUUCUUGUGGGAAAUGCGAUUAUACAUUCCCACAAAUCAGAAUUGCAUCCCAAUUAGAAAAUGCUAUCAGAACCCAUUUAGCUUCUUACUACGCAGGGUGGUUGGUGUGUGAUGACGGUGCCUGUGGUAUCACUACCAGACAAAUCUCGGUAUACGGUAGACGUUGCAUUGGUAGUUCAGGUACCAGUCACGGUUGCAAAGGUGUUAUGAAAUACAAAUAUACCGAUAAAGCAUUGUAUAAUCAAUUAUUAUACUUCAACUCCAUUUUCGACGUUGAUAAAGCAAAAAAAAACGAAUUGAAACCAAUAUAUGAUGUUUUUGAUACGGUUGAAAACCAACCUAAGAAAUUAGCAUCUGGUCAAGUUGACGCUUUAGCUGAACAAAAUAGAGAAUUGUUCACUCAAUGCCAGGACGUUAUUCAAAAAUACUUAGGUGAUUGUGGUCGUCGUUAUGUUGAUAUGUCUGGUCUUUUCGAUUGGAUGAGUAAGGCAUAGCUUCAAUCCUUUCAAGUUAUUAGUAUUUUGCACCUCUCGUUUCCUUUCAAUUCUCUUCUUUGGUUGUAUUUUGGUUCUUUUUUCAGUUUUGUAUUACACUUCUCUUCCUUUUUGUACACUAGCU